AUGGAGUUCCUCGUCUUUCCUUGGAAUGUCCUGGAGCUGUUGUUGUUCCUCACAGUAUCCACUGAUGGCCUCCCUAUCCUGCCAUGUUCAUCUCACAGUGCUGCCUCAUAUUCACUGCUGUUUAAAGGCAAAUGGAGUCCCACUGCCUUCCCCAAACAGUACCCGAUGUAUCGACCCCCGGCACAGUGGUCACCCCUCAUAGCUGUCACUCACAAUAACAAAUACCAGCUGUGGCAACUGGGUUCUCUGGCCAGCCCAGGAAUACGGGAAUAUGCAGAAAGAGGCGUGAAUGCAACACUGGCGCAGGAGACUGAAAUAGCGAAAAACAAGAUGCAUAGCAUUGCUGGAUUCUUUAUGGCAUCAGCCAUUCCAAGUGGAAUAGGACAGAGGUCCAUUAAGUUUACAGUCCAUCCAACACAUCCACUGCUGUCCUUCAUAGUGCGGAUAGUGCCCAGUCCUGACUGGUUUGUUGGCAGUGACAGCAUCACUCUGUGUGAGGGGAAUCACUGGAAGGAGGAACUGAUGCUUGAUCUUUACCCUUACGAUGCUGGGACAGACAGUGGCUUCACUUUCUCCUCGCCCAAUUUUGCGACUGUUCCACAGGACAAAAUAACAAAGAUAACAUCAGCUUUUCCCAAUCAUGGUGCUAAUUCAUUUUACUACCCCAGACUCAAACACCUCCCUCCAAUGGCACGAGUCACACUUCGGAAGCUAAAGAGUUGGCAGUCGGUUAAAGCACCUGCUAUUGAGUUGAAUUUCAUACCCCGUGACAGGGAAAUGGAGAGGUUUUCAGAAACCCCUCUGGAUUGUGAAGUUUCCAUUUGGUCCUCUUGGGGGCUAUGCAAUGGCGAAUGCACCGGGUUUGGCACCAAACGCAGGACACGAUUUAUCCACACCAAGCCUUCCAGCAGUGGAACUUCAUGCCCAGAGUUGGAACAGGAGAGGAAGUGCAUUCCCAGGAAUUGUUUCUGGUGAUGCCUUGAGUUUGAUCUACAGUGAUGCCGUUGGCUGACAAAACUUCAGUCCUACAGGUCUCAUUUAACAGUUCCUAUCAGUGGCUGAUUAGUCAUUAGAUAGGAAACUAAGAAAUGGAAGAAGUUCA
This is a messenger RNA of Pristis pectinata (smalltooth sawfish), 1102 nucleotides long. RefSeq names its product spondin-2-like. The coding region runs from base 1 to 975 and encodes 324 amino acids. Gene Ontology annotation, biological process: cell adhesion. The record is from RefSeq and is a predicted model, not a curated record. NCBI's taxonomy places the organism in Eukaryota, Metazoa, Chordata, Chondrichthyes, Rhinopristiformes, Pristidae. Gene Ontology annotation, cellular component: extracellular matrix. The transcript is spliced from 5 exons.